This is a messenger RNA of Moesziomyces antarcticus, 432 nucleotides long. RefSeq names its product single-stranded DNA-binding protein. NCBI's taxonomy places the organism in Eukaryota, Fungi, Basidiomycota, Ustilaginomycetes, Ustilaginales, Ustilaginaceae. Gene Ontology annotation, molecular function: single-stranded DNA binding. The transcript has 3 exons. The record is from RefSeq and is a predicted model, not a curated record. The coding region runs from base 1 to 432 and encodes 143 amino acids.
AUGUUCGGCCUUUCGACAAGACAGACUCUCCUUCGCGGCACUCGUAUGCUGUCGACUUCGGCUGUGCGCAAUGACCUGGCACGCAUGCAGGUGCUUGGUCGUCUUGCUGCCGACCCCGAGAUCAAGACCACCAAGAACGGCAAGGACUACGUGCGAUACACGGUUGCCACCUCGGACCCUCCCACCGGUCCCGUCGAGGAGGGCGAGCGUCCCGAAACCACCACGUCGUACCACCGAUUCUACGUGUUCGGCGACCGCGGCGUGGACAGGAUGAAGAACAUCAAGAAGGGCUACCGCGUGCUCGUGGAUGCCGAGUUCAGGAUCGAGAGGACCCCCGCCGAGGCCGACCAGCCCGCCCGCGACACGCUCCUCGCUCUGCACCGUGGCAUCCAGGUCAUCUCGAAGCCGCGCGAGGCCACCGAGUCUGCCUAA